AUGUAUAAAUUUUGUAAAUAGAUAGUUAAAAUAAAUCAUGUACCAGCCAUUCUAAAUAAAAACAUCAAUAAUGAUUUAGCUUUUAAAAAAGACUUUGAACUUAAUUCUGAAAUUAUUAUCCUAAAUUAAAGAAUUUAAAAUAGAGAUAAACAUAGUGAUCUAUAUUCAUCAAUAUUUGGAGGAAUUAUUAUUACAUUAGGAGUCUAUGCAAUAUAUGAAGUUUAUUUCAGCAAAUCUGAAUAAUAAUUGAAUAAACUUAAAUUCAGUGCUAAAUGUUACUACUCAUGUAAGUAUCUUCAUUUCAAGCCAUAGCCUUUUAUUAAAGAGAUUUGACAUACAUUUUGAAUUAUAUAAAUGAAAUGAAAACAAUAGAAAUCAAAAAUACAGGCUUCAUGAUUUACUUACUUAGUACAUUGAAACAUUAAAUUAAUAAAAGUAAUUACGAUAAUCUAUGUUUAAUCUAUGAAGAAGUUGCUAAAAUAUUAUUUACUCAUGAAACAUAUAUAAAAAUCUAUGCAUAAAAAUACUCUAAAUAUUUUGCAGAUUUAUUAGAUUAUGCUAUUGCAAAUGAUUUACAACUUAAAGAACAACUACUCCUUCCAUCCUUAAUUGCUUAUACAAAUUCUUAAAAUAUUUUAACAGAAAUUUAAUCAUUAUAUAUUCUUACUAAGCAUAAACUAUAGGAUUCCAAACAUAUCGAUUAAUUUUAUAAUCAAUAUAAAAAAGAUAUCUAAACAGAAUAUGUGAAUAAAACUGAAUUAUUUGAUAUAUUGAAAUCAAAUAGAAGUUUAUAGGAUUAUGAAACAUUUAAAUAACUUUAUGAAAAUUCAUUGUAAACUGAAAAACAUAAACUAUUGAAAUAAGUAAUAUAGAAAUAAAAUUUAUGA
This is a messenger RNA of Paramecium pentaurelia, 887 nucleotides long. NCBI's taxonomy places the organism in Eukaryota, Ciliophora, Oligohymenophorea, Peniculida, Parameciidae. The record is from the annotation of a GenBank genome assembly.